Trypanosoma rangeli is the source of this 561-nucleotide messenger RNA. RefSeq lists its product as uncharacterized. The record is from RefSeq and is a predicted model, not a curated record. The transcript has a single exon. NCBI's taxonomy places the organism in Eukaryota, Euglenozoa, Kinetoplastea, Trypanosomatida, Trypanosomatidae. The coding region runs from base 1 to 561 and encodes 186 amino acids.
AUGUCAACGUCCGCGUAUCAUGUGGCAAGCCUUUUGCGACAAGACAAGAAGAGUGGAGGCAUUGACGUUGGGGAAAACACACUCGCAAAGCUCACACGGGAUGUGGAGGCGUUUUUGAGUCGUGCAGCAGAUGCUCCCCCUGUCGUGAUGGAGACGUCACACGAGGAUGGCGAUGCUGGGGCACCGGAAGUACAGCUCAGCGUUGUGGCGGGUGUCUUGGAACCACGCGAGCCUGCUAAUGACGGUACAACGGUUGAUGGUUUGUUGCUGCCAACGGAAAAGAAUCAGGCGACAUUUGACCGGCAGCGAGUGCGUGAGGCUCAGGCGAUGUUGAACCUUUUGGGGGCCCUCUCAACGAAUGGCAGCGCACCGACUGCCUCUGUGAUUGCUACACCACACCCUCAGGUCGCCGUGGAGGGUGAAGAGAUGGACAGUGUGGAAUCUGAUGCGUCCAUCGCAGUGUUUGAUGCCUACGAGCUGGAAAAUGACACGAGCUCUUCAGAGGAUGAGGGUGACGCGCAAAGGCGGCGACCGCCGCCUCGCAUCUUGGAGUUAAACUGA